Messenger RNA from Coregonus sp. 'balchen', 1064 nucleotides. NCBI's taxonomy places the organism in Eukaryota, Metazoa, Chordata, Actinopteri, Salmoniformes, Salmonidae. The record is from the annotation of a GenBank genome assembly.
AUGGCCAGUAACGAGAUGGCCUCCAAGAAGGACUGUUUCAAACACGAAGCACUGCUGCUCCGACGCAGUGUGCGUUCUGAAGACUUUUGAUUUAUAUGUGUGUUCCCUGAGAGCUUUAUGUGGAAGGACGUCAUACUUACUGAAUGACCAGCCCAUGACAAGCACUGCAAGACCACAUCUGUGAUAAAUUACAGCUUCCCUUCGGAUUCCAUCACAACCUGGCAGAAAACAGCCAUCAGCCUGUCUAAAACUCACAGGAUUCUUCAAUGACCUCAAGCUGCCCUACUCUGCCGUCCGCAAUGAACAGCUGGAGGUCAAAGCUAUCCUCCACAAUUACUGCAAAGACCCCAUCACUGUGCGUGUGGAGCUGAUGGAAAAUGGUGAGGUGUGCAGCUCAGCUAGCAAGAAGGGUAAUUACAGUCAGGAAGUGAACAUGAACCCCAUGUCCAGCCGGGUCGUCCCUUAUGUCAUCAUCCCUAUGAAGCUAGGCAUGCACUCCAUCGAGGUCAAGGCUUCUGUGAAAAACUCCUACAACAAUGGCGACGGGCUGAAGAGGGACCUGCGCGUAGUGGCUGAGGGAGUGCUGGUCAAGAAGGAAACCACAGUGAUCAGUGUGAGGUGGAGAGCAGAUCAGUGUGCUGGUGGAGCAGGCCGUCAGUGGAGACUCACUGGGCAAUCUGAUAGUUCAGCCAGUCGGGGGUGGGGAAGAGAACAUGAUCUACAUGACCCUGCCUGUCAUUGCUACACACUACCUGGACAACACCAAAAAGUGGGAGGAUAUUGGCUUGGACAAAUGAAACACAGCCAUUAAGUACAUCAACAUAGGUUAUUAACGUGAGCUGGCAUGCCGUAAAGACGAUGGCUCCUGCGCUGCCUGGGUCAGCAUAAAGAGAACCACCUGGCUGACAGUGUAUGUAGUGAAGGUGUUUGCCAUGUCCAGUACUCUGAUCAGUGUUCAGGAGCAAGUGCUCUGUAGUGCAGUCAAGUGGCUGAUCCUGCACACACAACAGCCUGACAGCAUCUUCAGUGAGUUUGCUCUGGUCAUUCAUGCAGAGAUGACGUGA